This is a messenger RNA of Zingiber officinale, 5229 nucleotides long. RefSeq names its product putative ABC transporter C family member 15. Gene Ontology annotation, biological process: transmembrane transport. Gene Ontology annotation, molecular function: ATP hydrolysis activity; ABC-type transporter activity; ATP binding. Bases 800 to 5173 code for a protein of 1457 amino acids. The record is from RefSeq and is a predicted model, not a curated record. The transcript has 11 exons. Gene Ontology annotation, cellular component: vacuolar membrane; plant-type vacuole. NCBI's taxonomy places the organism in Eukaryota, Viridiplantae, Streptophyta, Magnoliopsida, Zingiberales, Zingiberaceae.
AACCUCUUCUUUCUAGCUCUUGAAACAGAAGGUGGCUAACAAGUGGAAGAAGAGAUAGUUAGCUACUUGUCGUACCCACUUGCAUUAGGGAGACACCGAAAAGGGAGAAUUAAGGGCUAGCUGGAGCCUAGAGGUCGGAGCUUCUUCUACAUGUGGGAGAGAGAGAGCGCAUCAGCUUGAGCGGGAGGGAAAAUAGGAAGAGGAAACAGAAGCACGGCAGGAAGGUCUCGGCAUUCUGAUCUCAAUCAAAGGGAUAUCAAUCUCACUUUGACACAUUCCAUAUAUAAUUUGCAUCCCCUUGGCAUAAUAUACGUGCAUGUCCACAUCCCAUCAGGACUCCGUUCAUGAACAACUCUGAAACCUCAUCACUUUGACAGACAGGCUUCGAGAUCCUAUCAACAAGUUGUAUGUAAGUUCUUGCUCGACUUAUUCCUAUGUAACUAAAAAUAUUUAGAAAUCCGUUUUCACGCUUUCUAUCAGAGAUUUUUGCGGCCUUCCUUCUCUUUCAAUGAGGACAUGGUGAAGACAUGCAUCUUACAACACCAAAGAUGCCUAGGCUUGACGCUGGAAUUUGAUACUUGGUAUAUUUCUUCAUCGACUAUGACGGGAUUCUCCACUGUACACCACAUUGCAGUAUAAAUAGUGGGACGAGCAUGAACCUUCAUAUGACCAAACUGAUACUUCACCUUUGUUUUUGCCUUGUGCAAUAUCGCACUCUGUGAGCCUUGUCGUGGGUUUGUUUGAUCAAAGUUGCUCUGACUCUUGUCUCUAUUCUGCCAUAAUCCAACUUUCGUGGAGGAUGAUGAUGGUAGAUUACCUUUCCAUCGGAGAAUUCUCACUGCUAUUGGUUUGGAUCAUUUUAGACUUCACUAUACUGAUCAAGUCAUCGACGGAAGUUGGAGAGGUCCGACAACAUUUGACACCGAGGAAACAAAGGGUCUUGGCACGGAUCAUUGUAGCGUGUAACAUCUUAAUCUCCAUCCUUCAUCUGUGUUGUUGUAUCCAUGAAAUUUGGAAGCUGGGGAGGGUCUUUGUAGCAGAUGUUUUCUUAACAAUGUCAUGGGUUCUGGUAACUCUAUAUGCUACGUACUGCAUGAAAACUAGAGUACUAGUGAAUCUCACCUGGCCUUUAGUCCUCCUUUGCUGGUGGGCCUUCUCUGCCUUAAUAAAAUUGAUCUCCAUCUCUGCCUAUUUCUUUGACAUUUGGAAGAAAACACCAUUACCUGAUAUCUUUCCAUCUCCAAACAUUGCGCAGUUCACUUCUUUCCCUCUGUCUGUUUUAAUCUGCUUCAGUGCUCUUUGCACGAGUUAUUUACAGACCAAUGAUCCAGAACUAGAACAGUCUCUAUUAUCAAACCAUGAAGAGUGUGCUGGCACUAGAGAUGGCUUCUCCAGAGCUGGGAUUUGGAGCCGUCUCACAUUUCGAUGGCUGAAUCCAGUUUUUGAGAAGGCACAUCGUGUGCAGAGGCUAGAGCUUUUCCAUGUUCCCGAGGCACCUGAAUCUGAGAGCGCGGAAAGUUCAUUUUCCAUUUUGCAAGAAGCUCGCAAACAGAAGCCAGAACUAGCAGCUUCACUUGUAAAAGCAGUCAUUUAUACGGUUUGGAGGCCUUUGGUGGUGAAUGCAACCCUAGCAGGUCUCAACACAUUUUCUUCCUAUCUGGGACCCUUCCUUAUAACCAACUUUGUGGAAUUUAUAGCUGGGGAGAACUCCGCCCAUGGUAUCUACUACGGCUACAUGUUGGCUUGUUUAUUCUUCUUUGCAAAGACAGUGGAGUCACUGACUCAACGGCAAUGGUACUUUGGUGCACGACAAAUUGGAGUACGAGUUCGAGCAGCCCUCAUGGUAGCCAUUUAUAACAACUCUAUUCUCACUAAGAAUUCAGGCACAAGCACAGGAAAAAUGAUCAACUUCCUUGAUGUGGAUGUUGAACGGAUCGGCGACUUCUUCUGGUACAUACAUGGCAUUUGGUUGCUCCCGCUCCAGGUCUCUUUGGCUCUACUCAUUCUUUACAGAAAUCUUGGUGCAUCAGCCUCAUUCUCAGUGCUAGCAGUGACCAUUCUAGUUAUGUUGAGUAACACACCUCUGGCGCGCAUACAAGAGAAGCUCCAUUCAAGGAUCAUGGAAGCAAAAGACUCGAGAAUCAAAGCUACAGCCGAGACAUUAAAAUGCAUGAAGAUAUUGAAGUUGCAUUCCUGGGAAACAGCCUACCUGAACAAGCUACUCCAGCUAAGAGACGCUGAGAGAAGUUGGAUAAAGAGAUAUUUGUACACAUGUUCUGUUGUUGCCUUCCUGUUCUGGGCAUCUCCAACUCUAAUUUCGGUCGUUGCCUUUGGUAUCUGCGUCAUGGUGAAUACACCACUGAGUGCUGGCACAGUUCUCGCAGCUCUAGCUACAUUCAGAAUCCUACAGGAGCCUAUUUAUAAUCUCCCUGAACUUGUCACGGUUAUUACACAAACAAAAGUCUCAAUCGACAGAAUCCAGAACUUUAUGAAAGAAGAGGAACAGAAGCACUUGUCGCCAAGCAAUGAUGCAGAAACCUUAAACGUUGCAGUGGACAUUGAACCUGGGGAGUACAGCUGGGAGGCUGAUUCUAGGAAAAAACCCACUCUGAAGAUAGAUAAAAAGAUUCAGAUCAUGAAAGGAGGAAAGGUUGCAAUAUGUGGCACUGUUGGAUCGGGUAAGACGAGCUUCCUUGCUAGUGUCUUAGGAGAAAUUGCAAGAACCAGUGGAGGAAGAGUCAAUGUCUCUGGUUCAAGAGCCUAUGUUCCACAAACUGCUUGGAUUCAAACUGGAACAGUUCAAGAGAACAUUUUGUUUGGAAAAGAGAUGGAUAGGAGGUGGUACCAUGAAGUGUUGGAAGCAUGCUCUUUAGAGAGAGAUAUUGAACUCUGGGAUGAUGGGGACCUCACUGUGGUAGGAGAGAGGGGUAUCAAUUUGAGUGGCGGACAGAAGCAAAGGAUUCAACUAGCAAGAGCCAUCUAUAAUAAUUCUGAUAUUUAUUUGUUGGAUGAUCCCUUCAGUGCCGUCGAUGCACACACUGCGGCACACCUAUUCAAGGAAUGUUUCUUGACGUUAUUGUCUUCUAAGACUGUCAUUUAUGUGACACAUCAACUGGAGUUUAUAGUUGCAGCAGAUUUGAUUCUGGUAUUGAAAGAUGGAAAGGUGGUUCAAUCUGGCAGCAAGUAUGAAGAUCUCAUGAAAGAAGCCAGCGGAGAGCUUGCGUGUCUGAUAGCUGCACAUAAUCAGACAUUAACUCAGAUCAGAUCAUGGAAAGAGCACGAUUCAUUGAUAAGCACAAAUGGAAAGGUGAGACACAAGGAGCUCAGAGAUGUAAAACAACAUAAUCAAAAAGGGUGCUCUGAGAUUUUGGAGAGAUCAUAUCAAAGAGACAGGGAAUUUGGAAGGGUGAAAUGGCAUGUAUACCACACCUUUGUGACUUCAGCAUACAAAGGGGCUCUUGUUCCAGUAUUGUUAUUAUUUCAAGUUCUCUUUCAGGGUCUACAGAUUGGUAGCAACUACUGGAUUUCCUGGGCAACUGAAAAGGAAGACCAAGUGAGCAAAGAAAAACUUAUUGGAAUUUUUGUUCUACUAUCAGCCAGCAGCUCAAUGUUUAUACUAGGAAGGGGAGUUUUGCUUGCAACUGUUGCCUUUGAAACAGCACAGAAGCUAUUUCUGGGAAUGAUAACAAGCAUUUUUAGAGCACCAAUGUCAUUUUUUGAUACAACGCCUUCUAGCCGAAUACUUAAUAGGUCUUCAUCAGACCAGACAACUGUUGACACUGAUAUCCCAUACAGACUGGCAGGAUUAGCUUUUGCACUUGUUCAACUUCUAUGCAUCAUCAUUCUCAUGUCUCAAGUUGCAUGGCCAGUGUUCAUCCUCUUCAUUCUCGUUGUCACAAUCUCCAUUUGGUAUCAGAACCACUAUGUAAAUGCUGCUAGAGAGCUUGCUAGAAUGGUAGGAAUUCAGAAGGCUCCUAUUCUCCAUCACUUCUCUGAAUCUUUUGCUGGAGCCGCUACCAUCCGCUGUUUCAAUCAGGAAGAACGCUUCUCUAAAAAGAACCUGAGCUUGAUAGAUGAUUAUUCUCGAGUCACCUUUCACAACUAUGCAACCAUGGAGUGGCUCUCACUUCGAGUCAACUUUCUGUUCAACAUUGUAUUCUUUGCAAUGUUAGCCAUCCUGGUGUCGAUGCCAAGAAAUGCUAUUGAUCCAAGCCUUGCAGGACUUGCUGCAACAUAUGGUUUAAAUCUAAAUGUCCUACAGUCUUGGGUUAUUUGGAAUCUAUGCAAUGUAGAGAACAAGAUGAUCUCUGUAGAGAGAAUUUUACAGUUCUUGGCAAUAGAAAGCGAGGCUCCUCUGGUAAUCGAGGAUUACAGACCCGAACAAGGAUGGCCCACAGCAGGAACAAUUGUACUAGAUAAUCUCCAGAUUCGCUACCACCCUACGCAUCCAACAGUCCUUAAAGGCAUCAGCUGCACUUUCCCAGGAGCGAAGAAAAUUGGGGUUGUGGGCAGGACAGGAAGUGGGAAGUCGACCCUUAUUCAAGCCCUUUUCAGAGUGGUGGAACCAUCAUCAGGAAGGAUAGUGAUUGAUAAUAUUGAUAUUAGUCAAAUUGGUCUACAUGACUUGAGAUCUAGGCUGAGCAUAAUUGCACAAGAGCCAAUACUUUUUCAAGGAACUUUGAGAACAAACUUGGAUCCUUUGCAGCAGCAUCCUGACUCUACGAUCUGGGAGGUACUCUACAAGUGUCAACUUGGAGACAUAGUUAAACAAGAUCAAAGACUGCUUGAUACACCAGUUGUGGAAGAUGGAGGAAAUUUGAGUGUGGGGCAGAGGCAGCUAGUUUGCCUUACAAGAGCAUUGCUAGACAAGAGAAAGAUCCUAGUUCUCGAUGAGGCCACAGCUUCAGUAGAUACUGCAACUGAUAAUUUCAUCCAGAAGACUAUAAGAGAAGAAACCACCAGCUGCACUGUAAUUACAGUUGCACACCGUGUACCCACCAUCAUUGACAGCGAUCUGGUUCUGGUGCUUGAUGAAGGUAAAAUUUUGGAGUUUGAUUCUCCUCAAGAUCUUCUCAAAGAUGAAUCAUCAGCUUUCUCAAAGUUGGUCAUGGAGUUCCUGGGCAGAUCCAACUGUAAUAACGACUUCAAAGAUAGAUCUUUGAUUGAUCCAUGAUAAUAGGAUUAGCCACUCAAUCUAGUGUUAAUCAUCUAACCUUACAUUUGGAAGUA